AAUGCAGUUUUGCCAAAAGCACAAAACUUGAGGCGAAUGACUAUCAGAAGUUAUCUCGUUAUUUUAUGACUUUAUCGAAAUGUGCAACCUUCGAAGUGUCACGCCUGUUUAUUGUAGUGUGGACCCCUGUCAAGCAGUCACCGAAAUUUCGGGCCUGGAUUUUCCUAGGGCAUCUCGGAAAAAUAUUACGAGGGUUAGCGGGAAUCGGUAUUUCCAGUCAUUAACAAUGGGUGCAAUAUGGCGCCUCCCUUUCUUUCACAGUGUUCUUUCAUCAUGCCUCGCAGAACGCUGCUGUAAAAAGCUACAUUGUGCGGAAUUUGGAACAAACGACUCUUGGAAGAUAUGAACAGCAAUCCAGAUAAAUGUCGAAAGCGAUGCUUCGGUGGCGAUCCACGCUUACUACCCCGCAUCAAACAAGUACUCGAAGAAACCACCGACCCGGACGACAUUGCGGAUAGGCUGCAAAACUUAUUUCCCGAGUAUCGAAGAAAGAAAAGGAACCCUUUCGUGUUCGCCAUCACCGAGAUUCUCCAAGGAUUAACUCAAGAUACACCCGACGCAAACAUGGUGAAUAAAUCCGUCACGGAUCUUUACAAAGAAUCACCGAGGAGAAAGAAAGCAAGAAAAGAUGACGUUGAUCAAGUAGUGGAGGAAGCGAUCGAGAAACGGCAAAAAGAGGUUGCCUUGUAUGAAUCGACAACCCGAUUUUCAGAGCUUGGCGGCAUCCAAGGUCCUUUGGUAGAAGUAUGCAACAUGUUAAUUCAUCUUAAGCAUCCUGAAGUGUACAAGAAGCUGGGAGUGAUGCCACCUCGAGGAUUCCUUUUGCACGGGCCCCCUGGAUGUGGCAAGACACUGCUCGCACAUGCUGUGGCUGGGGAACUAGAGCUGCCCAUGAUCAAGGUAGCAGCUCCCGAAGUGGUGGCCGGUGUCUCGGGAGAAUCGGAGCAACGGAUACGAGAGUUGUUCGAGAAGGCUGUCGCCUCCGCACCUUGUAUUCUCUUCCUGGACGAAAUCGACGCCGUCACACCCAAACGGGAAACGGCCCAGCGCGAGAUGGAACGUCGAAUUGUGGCUCAACUGCUUUAUAGCAUGGACAAUUUAAGCCAGAGUGGAGCCCAAGUGCUCGUCAUUGGAGCAACAAAUCGGCCAGACGCACUGGACCCAGCCCUUCGUAGGGCAGGAAGGUUUGACAGGGAGAUCUCUCUGGGUAUUCCCAACGAGGCUGCACGAUCACAGAUACUGCAGGUGCUGUGCAAGAAACUCACUUUGAGUACAGACGUGGACUUUGAGUGGUUGGCCCAUCAAACACCAGGCUUUGUUGGAGCUGACCUCAUGGCUCUCACAAGGGAGGCUACCAUGGCAGCCAUUAAUAGAGUGUUUCAUACCACAUUCCACACUGAAUGUUCCAAGCUAGAGAGAACAUUAUCUCUAUUGAGAGAAACAACUCCAUUCAACGAGGAACAGCUGGCUAACCUGUCUGUCGAGUUUCAAGAUUUCAAGAUGGCUCUGAAGGCAGUUCAGCCCUCGGCUACACGGGAAGGAUUUGCUAGCGUUCCUCACAUCACAUGGGACCAUGUGGGUGCUCUUACUCACGUACGGGAAGCAUUGCAAAUAGCUAUUAUGGGUCCCGUGAAACACCGUGAGAAAUAUGAAUCCUUGGGGUUGACCACUUCAACGGGCAUCUUGCUUUAUGGGCCCCCAGGUUGUGGAAAAACUCUUCUCGCUAAGGCUGUGGCUAAUGAGGCGGGCAUAAACUUCAUCUCAGUCAAGGGUCCCGAGCUUCUCAACAUGUACGUGGGCGAGAGUGAGCGUGCUGUGCGACUGUGCUUUCAGCGUGCUCGCAACUCAGCUCCGUGCGUCAUUUUCUUUGACGAGCUGGAUGCCCUCUGUCCAAGACGAUCAGAUGCUGGUGAGGGAGGGGCCACAGCUCGGGUCGUCAAUCAGAUGCUCACAGAGAUGGAUGGACUGGAGCCGAGGAAACAGGUGUUUGUCCUGGCAGCUACCAACCGUCUGGACAUAAUUGACCACGCAAUGCUUCGUCCAGGAAGACUGGACCAGACCCUGUAUGUGGGUCUCCCUAGUGACCAAGAUCGUGUGGACAUCCUACAUAAGCUGACACGCAUUCAGCCCAAACUCCACCCAGACGUCUCCCUCAGGGAUUUGGCCGCUCGUUGCCAACGCUUCUCAGGAGCUGAUCUGGCAGCACUGGUACGCCAGGCAUCCAUCUUGGCUCUCACGGAACACCUCAAGGAUGAGACGAUGGAUUUGCUUGUGACUGCUCAACAUUUUGAUGCAGCUUUGCACAAAGUAAAGCCUUCCAUAGCUAUGGAAAAACAUGGUCAGAGUUGAUGUAUCCCGAGCCAAUCAAAUAUAUUUGGAUUAAAAAUUGGACAAUAAAU
Ornithodoros turicata is the source of this 2399-nucleotide messenger RNA. RefSeq names its product nuclear valosin-containing protein-like. Gene Ontology annotation, molecular function: preribosome binding; RNA binding; ATP hydrolysis activity. Lineage: Eukaryota; Metazoa; Arthropoda; Arachnida; Ixodida; Argasidae. Gene Ontology annotation, cellular component: nucleus. Bases 343 to 2349 code for a protein of 668 amino acids. Gene Ontology annotation, biological process: ribosome biogenesis. The record is from RefSeq and is a predicted model, not a curated record. The transcript is spliced from 6 exons.